Messenger RNA from Diaporthe citri, 738 nucleotides. RefSeq lists its product as uncharacterized. NCBI's taxonomy places the organism in Eukaryota, Fungi, Ascomycota, Sordariomycetes, Diaporthales, Diaporthaceae. Gene Ontology annotation, molecular function: DNA-binding transcription factor activity, RNA polymerase II-specific; RNA polymerase II cis-regulatory region sequence-specific DNA binding. Gene Ontology annotation, cellular component: nucleus. Gene Ontology annotation, biological process: regulation of transcription by RNA polymerase II. Bases 1 to 738 code for a protein of 245 amino acids. The record is from RefSeq and is a predicted model, not a curated record. The transcript has 3 exons.
AUGCCUUCAUCGACGCGUCCAGGUCUGGCAGCGCCAAUUUCCCCGCUGGGAAGCUCAGGGCCCCCUGGGCCCCCAGGACCGCCACCGCCGGCCCCCGGCCCAGGAAGGCUUUCUCCGUACUCCUCGGGGCACCAACAACAAUAUAUGCAUAAUCUGGGCAACCCGGGGCAGCCAAUGGCCCUGGUGUCGCACUACUCGCCAGCGGCGGCAGCAGCAGCCUACGGGGGCCAUUUUGGUGGCAUGAUGUUUCAGUCGCAACAACGGCAGCCCGACAAACCACAUCAGUGCGACCAGUGCCCGACGGCCUUUACGAGAAAUCAUGACCUCAAGAGGCACAAGAGGAUACACUGGGCAGUGAAACCAUUCCCAUGUGAUGGGUGUGAGAAGGCAUUCUCCAGGAAAGAUGCUUUGAAGGUGCGACCUCGGUUCUCCCCUGUUCGAGAUCUCAACAGCGACAGCGACAGCGACAGCGACAGCAACAGCGGGCGCAAGCGUGACGUCGGAUCUGAGACAAUGGUCAUCACCAGGCCCAGCUGGGAGGGAGACUUUACGGGGCGAGAUGCGUCGCCCCCGUCACUGCACCCGCUUAUCUUUUUCUCCAGUAAGCGACAGACAGCCUUCCAACAGGUCGAAGCUGCUGCCAAGCUGGCGCGGGCUAAUGAGCUUCCGCGGCGAUGGAUUGAGGCCAGAACAGAGGGGGACACCUUCUUCAGCCGGUGCCCAGACCAGCGGCUCUAG